Mus musculus (house mouse) is the source of this 156-nucleotide messenger RNA. RefSeq names its product predicted gene, 33798. The record is from RefSeq and is a predicted model, not a curated record. Lineage: Eukaryota; Metazoa; Chordata; Mammalia; Rodentia; Muridae. Bases 1 to 156 code for a protein of 51 amino acids. The transcript has a single exon.
AUGUGCUACUACGGUGGAUAUUAUGGAGGCCUGGGCUGUGGCUAUGGAGGCCUAGGCUAUGGCUAUGGCUGUGGCUAUGGUGGCUAUGGUGGCUAUGGUUAUGGCUGCUGCUGCCCCCUGUGCUGUAGAAGGUACUGGUCCUGUGGCUUCUACUGA